CCAAUACACAGUCACACAGUCACACCCCUCGUCACAGUGGAUCAGUACCCACACUCACACUCACUCUCCUCCCCCACUCGUCAGUCCCUCUCAUAACAAACCAACACAAUUAUUCCCCCUUCUUUUCUUUUUCUUUAUUUAUUUAUUAUUAUUUUUACCCUAUUUUUAAUUCCCCUCUCUCUUUCUCUCUCUCCGCCGCCGCAAUUUCCUCCUUCCUCCACCACCUCUAAACCCUAACCACCACCUUCUUCUCGGCGAGGAGAGAGAAAAUCCCCCUUCUCAAACCCUAAUUUACAUUCAUCCCAAUUCCUCUCUCUCUCCUCGCUUCCCCAAUUUUCGUCGAUCAAUCCUCCCUAAUUUACAAUUCUCAGGGUUUGCGAAAAUAUGGCAGCACCUACAGUUCAAUCUCAACCUCAAGCCCCUUGUUCCUACAUUCCACCUGAUGAGGUGGGAAAUGCUUUCGCAAGGCAGUAUUAUACAAUACUUCAGCAAUCUCCUGCACUUGUUUACCGAUUUUAUCAGGAUAUCAGUAAGCUUGGUCGUCCUGGAGAUGAUGGUGUUAUGGGGUUUACUUCUACCAUGGAUGCUAUCAAUGCGAAGAUACUGUCAUAUGGAAGUUUAAAGGCAGAUAUUAAGUUUGUUGAUGCGCAAGAAUCCUAUAAUGGGGGAGUGAUUGUUCUUGUCACUGGAUCUUUGAUUUAUGCUGAUGAAUCGAAGCGGGGUUUCAUUCAGACCUUUUUCCUGGCACCUCAGGAUAAAGGGUUUUUUGUUUUGAAUGACAUGUUAAGAUUUGUUGAAGAUGUUCCUCAUCAAAAUGGGAGGCAAAAUGGUAGUAUAGCACCAACUGCUCCGAUUCAUGAAGAGGCGCCACCAGUCCAAGAGAAUCACGUUAUUGAAGAGUCCAAUGGUGAAGUGUAUAAUCCACAUGAGAAUGGUGUACUUCAAGUUGAGGAAGAGGAAGAAGAACCUGUGGCCGAGGUGGUUGAUGAAGUUCCAACUGACCCACAGGUUGCAGUUGAAUCCACAGUUAAAGUUGAGGUUGAAUCAAAUAUCAAAGUUCCUGAUGAACUUCCAAAUGAAUCACAGGCCCCUAAGAAGUCGUAUGCUUCUAUUGUCAUGAAAGACACUCCUGUUACUGCACCAACUCUGAACCUUCCAAAAUCUGCGCCUAAGGCUCAAGAGCAACAAAUACCUGUGAAAGCAGCUCCUUUGGCAGCAAACUUACCUUCCAGUGCUGAUGUGGUUGAUGAUGGCAAUAACCACGAGCCAGAAGGUGAGGGUCACUCAAUCUACAUGAGGAAUCUGCCUUUUAAUGUACCUUAUCUCGUGGUUGAGGAAGCGUUCAAAGGUUUUGGCCCAAUUAAGAGUGGUGGCAUCCAAAUUCGAAAAAACAAUACUUUCAGUUUUGGGUUUGUGGAAUUUGAAGUGGCUGGUGCUGCACGAAGUGCCAUUGAGGCUUCACCCAUUACAAUUGCUGGAUGUGAAGUUGUGGUAGAGGAAAAGAAGUCCACUGGUUCCCGAGGACCCAUCCGAGGAAGGUUCCCCUCAGGAAGAGGUGGUGGUGGAUUCAAAGGUGAGGGAGGUAGAGGGCAUGGAGGUUAUGGGGGAGGAAGAGGAUAUGGCCGGGGGGAGGGUAACAGGAAUGAUUUUGGAAACAGGGGAGGUGGCCGAGGAUACCAUAACCGUAGUGAAGGGUUUCAAAGGAAUGAUCAAAAUGGCAAUGGAGCUGGGCGGAUGAGUCGCGGUGGAGGUUCGGGUAUCAAAAGUUCAAGAGCACAAUUUACACCUGGAGUUUGAGUUAUCUAUUAGAUUGAAUAGUUUAUUCAGGGGAGCAGUUUCUGCUUGAUUUUUUUGUCACUUUUUUUGACAGGAAUAUUUUACUUCUUUAUUCCUCGAUUCUAAAUUUUGGCCGCUCUGCCUUUUGGAGAUACACUAGAUAGUAUAAGAAUGUUGUUGAGUAGAGUACCCUUUUAAUGUGCAUUGUAGGGGUGAUGUAAGAUCUAACUUCAGUUGGUAUAUCUAGCAAGUAUUUAAGAGUCUUGCUACUAUCUUGGUUGAAAUUGUGGUAUAUUAGGAUAUUACUGGUAUUUAAAAUGAAUUGACUUUGAAUUGAUUUUUUGCA
This is a messenger RNA of Chenopodium quinoa (quinoa), 2122 nucleotides long. RefSeq names its product ras GTPase-activating protein-binding protein 1-like. The record is from RefSeq and is a predicted model, not a curated record. Bases 385 to 1797 code for a protein of 470 amino acids. The transcript has 10 exons. Lineage: Eukaryota; Viridiplantae; Streptophyta; Magnoliopsida; Caryophyllales; Amaranthaceae. Gene Ontology annotation, molecular function: mRNA binding. Gene Ontology annotation, cellular component: cytosol; ribonucleoprotein complex.